UGGUCAGAAAAGCAGAAGUUAUUGGGUAAUAAUCAGAUCCUCUUUUGUUAUCAGCACAAACCCCUGAUACUUUCCGCUGCUCAAUAGGUUACUUAGUAAAUGAAUCGAAAGGGGGCCUUUAUCUGGAGCCCUGAGGCACACCUCCGAACACUUUCUGCUCCUUUUACGUCUCUAACUCUAGCUACGUCUGCCGAGGCUGAAAGAUGAGACUGUUGACGCUUUCUCUUCUCCUGGCAUCCAGCGUCCUGAGCUCACUGAGUGUAAAGGUUACGGACAGCGGGUUCAGUUUUUCACUGCAAGCGGUGAAGAUUCUGAAGAACCUGAUGGAAGCUUCUGGAAGCAAUGACCCUCAGCUCACUCACAGCACUCCAGUGCCGCUCUGUGCCAACCCGGAAUUGCCGAAUGAGUUCCAGGAAGUGUGCCAAAGAGAUGAUCGUGACAAGAUCUUUUCAAAUCUAGUCAAAAUCAUCACUCCCCCAGACCCCUGUGAGAUUUGUGCCAACGCCGCCUGCACCGGAUGCGUCUUCCACAACAUUUAACUCGCCCUGCGGCCCACCAUGCAUGACCUCCUCUACUCUGACAAGCUGCCGUUUUGGUAUAAGAAUCUACUGCCACCUAGUGCUUUUUAAAAGCACUACAGCAUAGGACAAACAGAAGAAUGUUUAGGAUUUCUGCUAUGUGGUUUGUUUUCAGUCAUUUUUCAUAUUUCACAUUAUGAAUUGUUCUAUUUUCUGUCCUUUGAGUAUGAACUCUUUUUCACAGCUGCCUGAUGUGAAUAAAGAUUCAAAACAGGAAGAAUUAAAAGGCUUGAAAUGUCA
Colossoma macropomum (tambaqui) is the source of this 818-nucleotide messenger RNA. Its product is annotated as guanylin. The transcript has 3 exons. Gene Ontology annotation, molecular function: guanylate cyclase activator activity. NCBI's taxonomy places the organism in Eukaryota, Metazoa, Chordata, Actinopteri, Characiformes, Serrasalmidae. Bases 204 to 539 code for a protein of 111 amino acids. Gene Ontology annotation, cellular component: extracellular region. The record is from RefSeq and is a predicted model, not a curated record.